AUGUCACAGUCUACUCAUAAGCUUACCAUUCUCCCUCAUAUCAUAAAAUGGGUUCCCAAAGAUCCCGCCCCUGUAAGGAAGGUCAUCUCAUUUGACCUUGAUCACACCGUGAUCAAACCAGUUAAAGGCCGAUUCAGUAGGACAUCAGAUGAUUGGAUAUUCAUGAAAUAUGGAAAAACCGAGGUACUUGCUAAACUUUCGGCACAAAUGAAGGAAACACCAGAUUUUCACAUCGUCUUCUUCUCCAACCAAGGCGGUGUUGUUAGUGAACCUAGAACCUCUAAAAGCUGCGUAAAACACGUUGAUAAAAUUUGCAAAGUAUUGAAAUACAUAUCGGAAAACGAUUCUCAACUGUGUGAUCGUAUUUGGAUUUACUGUGCUACUAAAAAACCAGCUUCCCUUUUUGGUGGCAGCAAAGCCGCCAGCACUGCUCACGCAAAUAAAGUUGUUAAGAACAUUAUUUCUGGCCAGAAGAAAAGAAUAAACGGGACAAUGGUAACACCUGAAAUGUUUGAUAAUGUGAGAAAACCCAAUCGUGGUUUGUUUGAUGAAUUUCUUAAAGAUUCUGACGAACAAUCGGACUCAAUUGAACUUUUAUUUUACUGCGGGGAUGCUGCAGGAAGACCAAAUGAUUUUAGUGACAGUGACAAAGAGUUUGCUAAAAUAUUGGGCGUACCUUUCAAGGUACCGGAGGAAUACUUUAUUUGA
Molecule: messenger RNA, 708 nt
Organism: Kluyveromyces lactis
Lineage: Eukaryota; Fungi; Ascomycota; Saccharomycetes; Saccharomycetales; Saccharomycetaceae
Gene: TPP1
Product: polynucleotide 3'-phosphatase
Exons: 1
Coding region: 1-708 (235 amino acids)
Biological process (GO): DNA repair
Molecular function (GO): double-stranded DNA binding; ATP-dependent polydeoxyribonucleotide 5'-hydroxyl-kinase activity; polynucleotide 3'-phosphatase activity
Source: RefSeq, a predicted model, not a curated record